ACUCGAUGUGUAAACCUCAUAAAAAAAGGGGGCCCGUUUCACUAAUGCACAUCACUUUUUUUAAGAACACAAAAUAAAAUCCAUCUUCUCCUCUGCUUGUAUUGAUCAGCAGCAGUUGGUCAACAGAAGCCAAACCUACCGCAAAAUCCCCCCGCGCCAAAUCACCUCGAACACGUUAUUUACUGAGAUCAGAUUUGAGGCUGUUUGGUUGUGGUGAUAAAUGGUCACACUUAUUUCAUUUUCUUAAUGUUCUUUGAGGUGCUUCUUUUAUUUUUCUUUAAACAAAUCGCGUUUUUUUUUCUCUCCCCCUACAAUACUUGUGGAAAUCCUAACGACAAAUAUCCCGAGCUCAAAUGUGCACUCACUUAAAAGCAGAGGAAUGGCAGGUGCCCAUAGGCUGGUGGCGUAUUACUGUGCCGCGAUGGGUGUUUUCACGCGUCACCAGUGGGCGCUUCUUCCUGCGCACAAAGAGAGCAGAGCCCGGGGAUGCGCACGAUGUGAGUGUCCGCUCAGAGGCACCGCUGUCCUCUCUGCUUCUUGGCAGCAUCUUGGCGGAGUGUAAUCUGAGGAGGUCGAGGAACGUCCCAGCGUGCAGCAGCGCAUCACCCCUCUGCCACUGAAUUCUCUCACUGACUGUGGAAUUUACCGAGGUAUAGACAACACUGUUUUAGUCUCGUCCUCAAAGAACCGAGAGACGCACUUAGACGGAGCAGAAUUAAGUGCAGAGCGCAAAAAAAAAAAAAAGCAGUGCUGGAGCACAGAGCAGCCUCUUCUUCUUUUGGCUCCUGAAAAGGACAAGAGUUGCUGUGAGAAAUGUUAUCCGCUCACUAGAUCCAGAAACAACAGCAUCUGACGGACAGUGGGAUUACAAUCAAAGCAGUUUAAUGAAGAGGAAAAAAAUUGCGUCCUAGAACAAAUUAAAAUUCUCGCAUUCAAGGGAGAGCAUUCCAUUCACAACCAAUUGGAUGAGAGUCUUAUUAGCCCUUGGCAACUAAAGAUGAUGUUUCCAUGGAAACAAAUUGUUCUGCUAUCAAUCACUGGAUGCCUUGCAGACUUUCUCCCCGUUCCCCCAGCCUGUACAGAGGAUGUCAUAUUUCAAGGGCCAAGAUGGAGGACGGCGCCAAGUGACCUCAUUUUACCAAUCAACUCCCCAGACCAGCAGGCUACCAUCGUGUGCGAGGCAGAAGGGAGCCCUCCUCCACAGUACAGAUGGUCACUAAACGGAACACUCAUUGAUCUGGGGAAUGACUACCGGCGUCACAUGUCUGGGGGCAGCCUGAUCAUUAGCAACCUGGACAAGGACCAAGACACCGGGGAGUACCAGUGCACGGCCUUCAACACAUGGGGCUCCAUCCUCAGCCGCAGAGCCAGCCUCCAAUUUGCAUAUCUUGACAACUUCAAAACCCAAACGGUGAGGAGUGCUGUCAACGUCCGUGAGGGCCAAGGAGUGGUUCUGUUAUGUGGACCACCCGCACAUUCUGGAGAGCUGGCAUUUGCAUGGAUCUUCAAUGAAUACCCAUACUUCGUCCAACAAGACAGUCGUCGGUUCAUCUCUCAAGAGACAGGGAGUCUGUAUAUCGCUAAGGUGGAGCCCUCAGAUGUGGGAAACUAUACCUGUGUGGUGAACAACACCGUCACGAGGGAGAAGGUGCUCAGCUCUCCAACACCACUGGUCCUCAGAAUUGACGGAGUAAUGGGUGAAUAUGAACCCAAAAUAGAAGUUCAUUUCCCUGAUUCGGUUCCAGCUGCAAAGGAGUCGGUAGUGAAACUGGAAUGCUUCGCUCUGGGAAACCCCGUCCCAGAAAUCAGCUGGAGGAGAACCAGCGGCGUCCCUUUCCCCAACAAAGUCAAAAUGAAGAAUUCAAACGGCGUCCUUGAAAUCCCUAAUUUCCAGCAGGAAGACGCGGGGACGUACGAAUGUACGGCGGAGAAUCGGCGAGGCAAAAAUGCUGCGCGGGGUCGUAUUUCAUUCCAUGCUAAACCUCACUGGCUCCAGACAAUGACGGACACAGCUUUGUCCAUCGAGGAAAAUCUCUUCUGGGAGUGUAAGGCCAAUGGAAAGCCUAAACCGUCCUACAGCUGGCUGAAAAAUGGGGAGCAAGUGAUGGCAGAGGGCCGGGUACAAAUCGAAAACGGGGCCCUUUCUAUAGCUGCGUUAAACCUGUCAGAUUCCGGGAUGUAUCAGUGUGUGGCUGAAAACAAACAUGGCAUUAUUUAUUCCAGUGCCCAACUAAUGGUGUUAGCUUCACCUCCCAGUUUCUCCAAAAGUCCGUUAAGGGCCCUGCUAAAAGCUCGCUCAGGCAGCGAAGUCACUCUUGAAUGCAAGCCUCAGGCCUCGCCCCCAGCAAUUAGCCUGUGGAAGAAAGGGAAUGAGAUCCUGCAGAGGACUGAAAGGAUUACUUUGCUUCCCAAUGGAACAUUAAAGAUUGCCAACGUAACCAGACGGGAUGCAGCCACCUACACGUGCAUCGCUAAGAACCAGUUUGGGACAGCAAGCACAACUGGGAGGCUGCUUAUCACCGAGCCCACCAGAAUCACCAUGAGGCCUACUAACAUGGAGAUUAUUGUUGGCGAGAGCAUCGUGCUACCCUGCCAGAUUGCCUGCGAUCCAGCUCUGGAUGUCUCUUUCUCGUGGGCAUUCAACGGCCAGCUCAUCGACUUCCAGCGAGACAGCAAUCAUUUUGAAAGAGUGGGCGGGAGUAUAUCAGGGGAUCUGAUGAUUCGUAACAUCCAGCUGAACCAUGGAGGGAAGUAUGUCUGUGUUAUUGAGACUGAUGUGGAGAGCCUGUCCACCUCUGCAAUCUUGGUUGUCAAAGGUCCGCCAGGUCCUCCAGACAAAGUAUCAGUGGAGGAGAUCACUGACAGCACGGCACAGCUUUCUUGGACUCCCGGAAGAGACAACGGCAGCCCCAUCACUGGCUACAUCAUCCAGGGCCGCACGCCUUUUACUGUGGGCUGGCAGGCUGUAGACACAGUACCAGAAGUGGUCAAUGGGAAUAUGCUGACAGCCACAGUGGUGGGUCUGAAUGCCUGGGUGGAGUACGAGUUUAGGGUGGUGGCUCGCAAUGCCGUAGGCCUGGGAGAGCCCAGCCCAGCCUCAGCCAAGACCAGGACGGAGGAUGCCAUUCCUGAUACAGCUCCCACUGAUGUCGGAGGUGGAGGCGGCACAAAGUCUGAAUUAGUGAUAACAUGGGAGCCUGUGCCCGAAGAACUGCAGAACGGAGAGGGCUUCGGCUACAUCAUCGCCUUCAGACCGGUGGGCACGGUCACGUGGACGCGGGCGGUCAUCUCUACAACCGGCGUGGCACGUUACGUCUUCCGCAACGACACCAUCCCGCCCUUCUCGCCUUUUGACGUGAAAGUGGGGGCAUACAACAACCGAGGGGAGGGUCCUUUCAGCUCUAUUGCCUCCGUGUAUUCGGCGGAGGAAGUCCCCAGUGUGGCUCCUAAGAGGGUUAGGGCUAGAAGUGUGUCUGCAGCACAAAUUGAAGUGAUCUGGGAGGCUCUCCCUGCCAUCCCUGAAAGAGUGCUUGGAUAUGAGGUUGUGUACUGGGAAGACGACACCAAGCCUGACACUGUUGGCAAAGUGCGCAUAUCUGGAAACUACACGCUGGUUAACAUCACAGGGCUGAAAGCAAACACAGUGUACUACCUCUCUGUGGCUGCUUUCAAUACAGCUGGCCCUGGGCCGCAGUCGGCACCCAUCAACACCACCACAAAAAAACCACCUCCAGACCGGGCUCCUCUCAACAUACAAUGGACCAUGAUUGGCUCCACGCUCACGCUGCACUGGGAUCCUGUAGUAGCCAUGGAGACAGAGUCAAAGGUCACUGGAUAUUUGGUGCUGCUGAAGAGACAUCGCUACAAUGACAUCAACACUAUCUUGACCAACAAAACCACGGCGGAGCUCAGCCUCUCCACCAAUGACAACUAUCUAAUUCAGAUCAAGGCCACAAGUGAUGGUGGCGACGGUGUGGGCAGUGAACCCAUCCACAUCCACAAACUAAGCAUGGGAGCGCGGGGCUCAGGAGCGAGCGCCUUUAGCCCGUUGUACCUCUCUGCAGUCCUCAUCAGUGCACUGCUCUGCUCCAUCUGGUGAUGUCUAAUCAGAGUUUACGGAGCGCUCUCCCUCCCCCCCUUCCAUUCCCUCAGUCAGCCUGUCCUACGUUAACCCUCCACUGGACUGGCACAAGGCCCGGGCUUCUGUGGCAGGACUGGGAAAGACUGGAAAGGACUGGACUGCGCCGAAUUCUUAAAGGGACCACGCCACUUCUGUUAAAGGACCAUCAGCUAGAGAUGUGAUGAUUUGCGUGCAUGAUAUCUUUCGGUAUUUCUUCCAGUGUCAUAAGUGCCGCCAUGCUCUAGGUUUCAUUUUUGAAGUUAUGAUGUCUAUAUAACUUAUCUUCUUAGUAUCUCAGGAGAUACUAAUGCCUUAAACCCAUUUUAAACAUACAGUCCAUACCAAAGUAGGUGACAAAGGCUGCUUGCUUUAUGGUUUCUUUAACCCUAUAUAAAAAAAAUAUUUUCUACUUGCAGGAAUUUUUCUUCUCAAGAUCAACUUCUCAGCAGAAAGCCUGUCAUCACGGGUGCAUUCAUAUUUUAAUAUCGCAAAAUUCUUCUUAUGGGUUAAACUAAACAUUGCCAUCAUAAUAACCACACAGCCCAUUUUUUGCAGCUUUUGCAAAAAGAAUCAUCCAUUACAGACUUAAGAAGUUUUACCAGGCUUUGUCAAAUGAAAAGAAAUGAGAGAUGCAGAGCAAACAUGUUCAACUGUGCCUCAAACCGGCUUAUCUCUGCAUUCUGAAAUAAAAUUAAGUCCAUUCGAGAGCCACAUGCUCCUGAGCUUUAGGCUACUCUACAAUACCCUGAUAGACCUUGGCAUUUUGCUCUCUAUCUCAUGCUCCUCUAAAUAAUAAAUGCCUAUCACACUCUGCAUUCUCUAGUCUAGUGAAAAAGCUGGGAUUGCAGAGAAUAGAGACGUGUGGUGUUACUAUGUCAAGCAGAUCCCAUGUGUACUGUUCCUUCUCUACAUUUAGAUGACCUGUGUUCUAGAUACGUAUAUCAUAUCACAGAACAUGUACCAUGUACACCUCGGAUGACCAGCUGGCCCAGUGCACAGUGGACUGCAGGAUAACAGUGCCUUCACUAUAGCUCACUCUGAUUUUUUUUUCUCUCUUUCUCUUUCCUUUUCAAAUAGCUUAGUAGGAAGAUUCAUGUUGCAGAGGAGGCAUUGUUUGAUUUUGUUUCCACGGAAAUUAGUUACGAAGGACAGGAAACUCAGAAUGUAGAGGGAGCCCAUUAUUGUAAAGGGUAUGUUGAUUAAAUUUUCAUUGGGACAAGUACACUGGAGUAGCUAAGAUAAAAUGGGUUUGAAGCUUUAGGAAAGCCACAGUGGAUUGAGAUAUAUGGUGGAAAUUUUGGUCCAAGUAUUUAUGGUCUGUGGUAUAAUAAAUGUAUGACUCCAUCCGUGGCAUAAUUUAUGGGCUAUUAAGGCAUCAGAAUAAUUGAUGCCAAUACCGCAGUGAAAAGAGCCCUGACUGGAAAUGGGGUGAAAGGCAUGGCUGUCAUUUUACUCCCACCCCAUCCUCAUCUAUUGGACACAUACCAGACUGAACAGUAACAACAGAACAUUGCAACUCUGCUGAGGGAGCUACUUUUCACGCCCUUUUAUCAUGUGGAUGAGUCUGUCAAAAGCCACCCAAGUAAAAGCUGAGGUGUGAUUACUGGGGUCCUGACAAUGUUCAUGUGGAUGUGGAAGGAUACAGUCAACUGAACUGCUACACAUUUACUGUGCCUUUGCCGAACAUGGGGCUGUGUACGGUCAUUAGCUUGGAGGCUUUCGUCGUCUGCAUUUUGCACUCUCUAACCCCCCACCCCCUCUCCACCCAACCCCACCCCAAAGUCGAAUGAAAGCACAAGGAAUUGAUGCAAGGUGACUGGAUGUCCUCACUUAGCCAUCUGAACAGGUGUGCAGACCCCAGAGGCCUCGUAAAAAGUCCAAACGGCCGACAUAAUCAGGCUGUCCUAUCUGCUCCUUGACUGGUUUCAUAAAGCUCUGUGCUCGUUGAUUAGACUGCUGCAGACCAGUCAAUGGGAUAUUGAUUUUCCUGCCCCAUUAUUACAGCUGUCACAAUUCAGCUGCUUGAUUGACUGAUGGCCACAUUCUUAUUGCACUCGUUCUGUUGUGUUACAUUCAGUGAUGUUUCAGAUGCCCUCCACUACUUUACCCCUUAUCAGAAGACUCAAAGGCGUUCUCUUUUUUUUGUUGUUGUGUUUUGGUUUGGUUUUUAAAAGCAAUCUCAUUUAUCUAUUUGCUCAAUUUUUCACAGAUUUUACAAGUAUUUUGUAGUGUAGUGGUAGAUUGUGACUUUGAAUUGGAGCAGUGACCUGAAACUGAUUGGCUGGUUGAUUCUUUUGAGUUACACGUCGAACAUGACCACUGUUAGGCUUUUGUGCUCGAGCAGUAGUAAUACUGUAUCUUUCUUUCCGACUGCGUAAAAGCCCAGUCACACCAGGAUUUAAAACAGUGACAAUUCAAUGCAAAAUCAGGGAGUUGAUGCAAUUAGUGUCAAUUUUGACUUGAACCUUUUUGUGCUGUCACAGUAGCCAACUGUCAUGAAAUUGAGCUGAGAAUCCAAAAACAGAGCUAGCUAACAUAGCUUAUUAGCUGUGUUGCUCCGUCCAUUUGUACUUAUCCCUCCUCUGUCAAAGUAUAGCGUGCUCCACAAAAGAGGCAUGGUCUGUAGAGACCAGUUUUGAUUGUACAAAUACAUCUACAUCAAAUGUGUGAACUUAAUGUCCUGUUAUCAGCCAAGCUAAUGAGCUUGCUAACUGACAAGCUCAUUAAUGUGAAAGCUAGCUAAUACGGAGGGGAUUUUUUGCCCUUCAAUUACUCUUUGCUGAAUGAAUCCUGGGAAUAAGUACAGUAAAUGGCACAGAAGAGAAAUAAUAAUAAAAGAAAAUGAAAAUAAAAAAGAGGCUUAGAGAGCUUUUGUGACUGACUAGCACAAGCAUGUUCCCAGCUGUCGAGUUAGUAUGGCCACUCGCUCCUCAGCUACAGUUGUUCAAAAACUAGCUCUAUUUCUCCAUGAUGUGCAGACGAAUUUCGCUGUGACUCUUUCUGGUGUGACCGGGCCUCAAAGCAGCUUGUGUGUGUGCAAAUACUUGAUCCAAGUGGUGUUAAUAUUUCCGUAGAUAUCCAAAUAAUGUAACCUCAUCGCCAAAUGUCAGGCUAAUAGGUUAUUAAUUUACAGUACUUAAAUGUGUGGCGGUUUCUCAAGAGCUUUCUUUAUUAUUUACAUAGUUGUAGUUCUGCCUAAUGUUUCUUUCCUCUGCUCUUGCUCACAUAAGAAAGCAAAACUAUUGUUUCUGGCCACUAUUGUUUCUGGCCAUUGUUUCUGUGGUUAAUGAAUAUAACAAUACAAGUACAAUCUAAAGGAACCACCAUUUCAAAUGUGUUGAUCACAGAACAACAACAUGUCUUUAUAUCCACAAGGUUGGUUCGGUUACAUUGGUUUCUGUGGUUGUUGUCGCUAGAAAGGAGUGUAUCUGGUGCAGUGUAAAUAGCUUGCAUAUAUUUUUUAAACAUGGCCAUCAAAGACAACCUUAUUGCUUUUAUAUAGUGUGUUCUCCAACCUUAAUACUGGUGUAUUAAUCAAUGAUCUCUGUGAGAUACUGACAUGUAGAAUGGCAUUUUCAUAUUGAAAAGUAACUGUUUUGUCUUGUAUACUAAAAUUGUGCAUGUUAAUCAUUGUUUGUGAAUUUGUGUUGGAUUUUUUCUAAAACUAUAACUUAAUAAAAAUGUUUAUUCCA
Messenger RNA from Seriola aureovittata, 7812 nucleotides. It is a transcript of the gene cntn3b, whose product is annotated as contactin 3b. Lineage: Eukaryota; Metazoa; Chordata; Actinopteri; Carangiformes; Carangidae. The coding region runs from base 998 to 4099 and encodes 1033 amino acids. Gene Ontology annotation, molecular function: protein binding. The transcript is spliced from 23 exons. The record is from RefSeq and is a predicted model, not a curated record.